Messenger RNA from Polyodon spathula (Mississippi paddlefish), 2321 nucleotides. RefSeq names its product zinc finger Ran-binding domain-containing protein 2-like. Lineage: Eukaryota; Metazoa; Chordata; Actinopteri; Acipenseriformes; Polyodontidae. The transcript is spliced from 11 exons. The record is from RefSeq and is a predicted model, not a curated record. Gene Ontology annotation, biological process: RNA processing. Bases 123 to 1166 code for a protein of 347 amino acids. Gene Ontology annotation, molecular function: lipopolysaccharide binding; RNA binding.
GUCACCCGUGAAACUAUUCAAAGACCCAACGCUGUUGUCUUUCUUUUUGCCAGAUCGAUUUGAAAGAACCAUCGAAGCUUUCUGUUAGAUUGAUUUCACUGGCCCAGAUAGACGGCUAAAUAAUGGAAACCAAGGUGCCUGCAAAGAGUUUUCGCGUGAGCGACGGGGACUGGAUUUGCUCAGAUAAAAAGUGUGGGAACGUUAACUUUGCCAGAAGAACAAACUGCAACAGGUGUGGCAGAGAAAAAACAACCGAAGCUAAGAUGAUGAAGGCAGGAGGAACAGAGAUUGGAAAGACUCUUGCUGAAAAGAGCCGUGGCCUCUUCAGUGCUAAUGACUGGCAGUGUAAAACCUGUGGUAAUGUGAAUUGGGCCAGAAGGUCAGAGUGCAAUAUGUGCAAUACUCCUAAAUAUGCCAAGCUGGAAGAAAGGACAGGCUAUGGAGGAGGAUUUAAUGAGAGAGAGAAUGUAGAGUAUAUUGAACGUGAAGAUUCAGAUGGGGAAUAUGAUGAGUUUGGCCGUAAAAAGAAGAAGUACCGUGGAAAGACUGGUUCCAAGGGUUCCCCAGAAGAGAAGGAAAAAGCUGUGGUGGCAACAGUGGAGGAGGAGGAUGAUGAGGAGGAGGAAGAUGAUGAGGAUGGGGAUCUUUCAAAAUACAAACUAGAUGAUGACGACGACGAAGAAGAUAAAGAUGAGGAUGAAGACGAGGCUGAUCUUUCCAAAUAUGACCUGGAUGCCAGCGAUGAUGAAAAAAAGCAGGAGGCUAAAAAGGGGAGCGGCUCAAAGUCUGUCUCCUCCCGUUCUCGCUCGUCCUCCCGCUCCUCUCACUCCAGUUCGCGGUCCAGGUCCAGAUCCCGAUCCGGAAGUUCCUCCAGUUCCAGAUCAGGAUCUCGCUCGAGCUCCAGAGAUCGUGCUCGAUCACGCAGGUCUAAAUCAAGAUCUAGCUCCAGGUCACGCAGGGGGUCUUCCUCUCCUCGAAAAAGAUCUGGUUCAAGUUCCCCAUCAUCCUCUUCGCCUGACAGAGGCAAGAAACGAAGCCGCUCCAGGUCUUCAUCUGGUGACCGAAAAAAAAGACGCUCAAGAUCUCGGUCAACAGAAAGACCCCGUAGAUCGUCUUCUGGAUCAUCUCACUCUGGCUCCCAGUCCUCAAGUUCUAAAAAAAAAUAAGUUAAUAUCAGUCAUUUUCAAACCAAUAUAUUUUAGACAGAUGCAUGGUGUGUUUUAAAGAUACAGGUGUAUUGUUGAAUCUUACGUCAUGCUGUUUAUACUUAAAUCAUCUUUUGUGGUGAUACAGCAGUGGCAUGUCUGUCCUUGCUCUUAGAAACUGCAACUUAUUUUCCUCAUAUCCCAUGCAGUAAUGUUUUAAGGUUUUUAUUUUAUUUUUUCCUGUUUUUACUUCCAUCAUCUAUGCAAAAAGUGAAUGAAUAAUGAAUCAUAAACCACCUUGACAGUAGCAAAGAAAUGCAUAUGGUUUAACACGACAACAAUUCAACAUAUUUAGUAGUAUCUUGCAGGAGGGUUAGAUUCAUUCUACAAUCAAAUUCAAAUUGUAUACUUUAAAGCAUAGGGCAAAUCUAAUAGUGUUUCAUUGAAUUUAAACCCACAAAAAAUUGCGCACUCUUUGAAAGUAUGAUUUAAUUUUUUUUAAACAUCAUUUAUUUAGCAGUUUUGACUGCUUUUUCCUGAACCUUUUGUAUUGGCUUGAUAAUGUUGGAUUUCCUUAAGGUAAGUAUUUAAGAUUGUGUCUUUCUUUUUUAUUUUAUUAUUGUUUCCACUAGCUAAAUGUGGACACUUAAUUUUAUGUUUUGCAGCUUGCAAGUAUUAAACGACAGGCAUAAUUUUAUUUUUAAUUCUAAGAUAUUAAAUUCUUCCAAGAUAACAUUACUGUAUUUACUGUUUUUCAAAGCUGGGAUUGUAGAAGUUGUUAGUAGGCCUCUGACCAUAUCAGUUAAUUUGCAGCAUCUCUCUUGAGCAAGGCAAACCAUAAACAUUUUAACUUUGCCAUAUUCCGAAUUUACCAUACACUAAAGAAAAAAAAAGACAGACUUCCAUUAGGCAAACUUAAGCCAUUGCCCUGCUGGAUAAGAGACCCUAUAUAAACUAGGAGGCAAUGUAAUUUAGAAAUGUUGGUAAAAAAAAAAAAAAAAAUUCUUCACUUUUUUGCUGUAUUUUUGUUUUAGUUGAAGGCUCAAGGUAGUUAAGUCACACAUCCUGAGCUUUCCUCUGAGUAAUGGCAGUAAAUAGCAUCUGAUUUAGCUUUGUCUUUUGGUUCGUACAAUGAAAUGGCAUUGUAAACAAAAUGUAAAUAAAAAUAAAAUGUCA